AUGGUGCUCGAAGACAUCGAAAACACAGCCCCGGAAGGCUUCUCAGACAACCCAUAUCCCUCGUCGGACGACCCAUAUGCAUCCGCGUCGCCGCCAUCCUCAGGCGCUCGCUUCGACGCGAGCACCCUACCCCAGCCAUUACCUAUCAUAGGCACCUUCAUGGGCUUCUCCGAUCGCGCUGUCCGCUUCAAGACCGAGACUACCCUCAAGUUCGCCGAGCGCAAGGUUGGCCGUCAACUAAACUCGGAGGAAGCACAGGCGCUCGCAUACCACAUAUACCAGCUUGAGCAGACAAAAAGCUAUUUCGCUGCCACGGGUGCAGCUGCAGGAACAUACCAAUGGUACAGGACCUGGGACAAGAUGAAAUACCCCUUCUAUCAACCCAAGGUCGAGGACAUUGAUCGAAACAAAUUUGGUCCCAUCAAGGGCAAUAUGGCGCAGUUCGCACGACAUACAUGGCGAUUCUCUUUAUAUGUGUUGGUGGCAGGACAGAUGGGCAACAUCAUCGGCCAACUUCUCGCUCAGCCACUUGCUGCAGUUAACACAUCAAACGAUCCUAAACUGGAACAGUUUGGACAGGAGUUGAAGGCUUCGUCACACGCCGAAGGACAAAGGACCGCACAACAAGGACGCGAGAUUCAGGACAGGCGACGAGAGUUCCAGGAGCAGGUGAGGAAUCGCGCGGGAGGUGGUCCUUCGCCACAGGCUAGGUGGGGUAAGCAACCCCAAGAGAACGGCGAUGGAGGGGACGACAUGAGCCCGACCGCUGGAAACGAAACAUGGGGGACUCAAUCUGCAGGAACAGACACGUGGGAGAGUUUCUCGAACGAUACAUCGCAAUCGACUUCACAACGCCAGCAGGGUCCGCCAUCUACUGAAGCUUGGAAUCGCCAACCAUCUCCACGACGUCAGUCUGCACAGUCAUCAUCACUUCCUUUCGACGACGACGCUUCUCCUACCGGCGGCCUCUUCCAGGAUGAAGUCAACAACCCGCAAUCGCAGCCCCAGCCGCAAGCAAGGCCUGGCGAAUCAAGCUGGGACCGACUUAGACGCGGUGGUGCGCCAGCGCCCCUUCAAAAGCCACAGCAGCAGUCACGGAGAGCAGAGCCUGAGCGCAGGGAGCAAAGAGAAGGCUCCACGCUCGGGGAUUCAUACACAUUUGUUGAGGGUGAUGAUGAAAGAGCUAUGGAGAGGCAGCGCGCACAGCAAGAGUUUGAUGCUAGGUUAGAGCGAGAGCGCCAGGGACGCGACUUCAAUGACGAAAACAAGAAGUGGUAA
This is a messenger RNA of Alternaria postmessia, 1278 nucleotides long. RefSeq lists its product as uncharacterized. The record is from RefSeq and is a predicted model, not a curated record. Bases 1 to 1278 code for a protein of 425 amino acids. The transcript has a single exon. NCBI's taxonomy places the organism in Eukaryota, Fungi, Ascomycota, Dothideomycetes, Pleosporales, Pleosporaceae.